GCUGUUCAGUGAACUUGCACCAAACUCACUUAAACUUCACUUCUUGUAUACUUCUUCUUCUUAUUCUUCUUCAUCUUCACUUACACAAACUCAGCAAUUUUUAGCAAUUUACACAACCUCUCGUAAUCAAAAUUUUCUCAUCAUGUUUUCAAGAUUUGAUCCUGCGUUUUCUCUUCUUCUUCUUAUUCUUUUCAUUAGAGCCCAUAGAUGUUUCUCUUCUUCUUCUUCGCAUUCUUCUCAAACUCUUGUUCUUCCUCUAAAGACCCGAAUAAACCCAACGGAUAACUCGGGUCAUCGACCCACCGACAAACUCCAUUUCCACCACAACGUUACUCUCACCGUCACACUCACCGUCGGUACUCCUCCCCAAAACAUCUCCAUGGUCAUCGACACUGGCAGCGAACUCUCUUGGCUUCGCUGCAACCGUUCCUCAAACCCAAACCCGAUUAAUAAUUUCGACCCGACCCGUUCCUCCUCAUACUCUCCAGUCCCCUGUUCCUCACCCACUUGCCGGACCCGGACCCGAGAUUUCCUCAUACCCGCUUCCUGCGAUUCCGACAAACUCUGCCACGCAACUCUUUCCUACGCCGACGCCUCCUCCUCCGAAGGAAACCUCGCCGCCGAGAUUUUCCACAUCGGAAACUCCACCAACAACUCGAGUCUGAUUUUCGGGUGUAUGGGAUCCGUAUCCGGAUCCGACCCGGAAGAAGACAGCAAAACAACCGGGUUAUUGGGCAUGAACCGUGGGUCCCUCUCCUUCGUCUCUCAGAUGGGUUUCCCCAGAUUCUCCUAUUGCAUCUCCGGCACCGACGAUUUUCCCGGAUUUCUUCUCCUCGGCGACUCCAAUUUCACGUGGCUAACGCCGUUAAAUUACACUCCGUUAAUCCGGAUCUCGAUGCCGUUACCUUACUUCGACCGUGUCGCUUACACCGUCCAGCUCACGGGGAUUAAAGUUAACGGUAAGCUUUUACCCAUACCUAAAUCGGUUCUCGUACCGGAUCAUACCGGUGCUGGGCAAACCAUGGUUGAUUCCGGUACUCAGUUUACUUUCUUGCUCGGACCGGUUUACACCGCCCUUCGAACCGAAUUCUUAAACCAGACAAACGGGAUUUUGACGGUUUACGAAGAACCGGAUUUCAUUUUCCAAGGAACCAUGGAUUUAUGUUACCGGAUUUUGCCGGCAAGGAUUCGGACCGGGAUUGUCCACCGAUUACCAACGGUUUCUCUGGUUUUCGAAGGAGCUGAGAUAGCUGUUUCUGGUCAGCCGCUAUUAUACCGGGUUCCACAUCUCACGGUCGGGAACGAUUCGGUUUACUGUUUCACAUUUGGAAACUCGGAUCUUAUGGGAAUGGAAGCAUACGUGAUUGGACACCAUCAUCAGCAAAACAUGUGGAUCGAAUUUGAUUUACAGAGAUCGCGAAUCGGUUUAGCUCCGGUACAAUGUGAUGUAUCCGGUCAGAGACUCGGAAUCGGAUCGUAAACCGUAGUUAGCCGACCCGGUAAUUCGCUAUUACCUGUGUAAUUAACUAAUUAUAGACUUUUUCGCCGUACGUAGAAAUGGUUAUCUUAGUAGACGGUGCAAUGCUUCACGUUGUUACUAGAGUGAGUGAUACUCGUCUACCACUACCAACACGUGAUUAUGGGUAAUAACUUCGAGUUGUUAGUAGUUGUCUAUUAUUUUGUUUGAUUUU
Molecule: messenger RNA, 1691 nt
Organism: Eutrema salsugineum
Lineage: Eukaryota; Viridiplantae; Streptophyta; Magnoliopsida; Brassicales; Brassicaceae
Product: aspartic proteinase PCS1
Exons: 1
Coding region: 143-1480 (445 amino acids)
Biological process (GO): proteolysis
Molecular function (GO): aspartic-type endopeptidase activity
Source: RefSeq, a predicted model, not a curated record